AUGAAGGGCGCGCUUGUGGUGACGGCAGCCCUCAGCAUAGGAGCUGCAUCCGCCCGCAGCAUUCCUGUUCAGGCCCGCAGCCCAUAUGGUACCGAUGGCAGCGGCAUGAUAGCAGCCGAUGGCAACCAAGAUACCAAUCAUGACUCCCAUAGCGCUUUGGAGAAGCGAUUCUUGCCCCUGAUCCCUGUGCUCGCAACAGUAGGCGCUCCACUCAUUGGCAAGGCCGUCGACAAGAUUGUCGACAAGGUCUCUGGAGGGGACAAGAAGAAGAAGGAGGAGGAGGAAGCGAAGAAGAAGGCCGAGGCUGACGCGGCGGCCGCAGCCGAGGCGGAAGCAAAGAAGAAGGCCGACGCGGAGGCGGCCGAGGCGAAGAAGAAGAAGGAGGCCGAGGACAAGAAGAAGAAGGACGAGGAAGAGAAGAAGAAGAAGGACGAGGCGGAUAAGAAAAAGAAGGAGGAGGAGGAGAAGAAGCAGAAGGAACAGAACCCUGCCGUUGUGCCUGUGCCAGUUUCUCCCAUCCCGAACACCACCACUGAAGAGCCGGGUGUGGAGGGAGGCGUGCCCCCGACCCAGCUUCCUACCGAGGGUGCUGAGGGUCUUCCUGAUCCGGUUCCCGGCCAGGCUGUUGAUCCUUUGGCUGGUCAAGUUAUUGACCCGAUGACUGGCCAAGUUGUUGAUCCGAUGACUGGUCAAGUGGUCGAUCCUUUGGCUGGCCAAGUUAUUGACCCGAUGACUGGCCAGGUUGUGGAUCCGAUGACUGACCAAGUGCUCGCUCCUGUCCCCGGUCAGGUUCCGGACCCUUUGACUGGUCAGAUUCCAGAUCCGCUGGCCGGUGCUGCUGACGGAACACUGGGAGGCGCGCUCGAAGGCGGAGCCGCUGGCUUGCCUGUUGAAGGGGCCGCUGGCCUGGAUUUCGCACAGACUGUUCCCGGCGAUGCUGCUGGUGCUGUCCCUGCUACUGGUACUGUCCCCGCCACCGGACCCGUUCCUGCUGCAGGCGCUGUUCCUGCUGGUGGUGCCACAGAUCUGGAGGGCCUCAGCGAGCUCCAAGGCCCCGCGGCUCUGCAGCCUCAAACCGCCGCUGUCAACCCUGGAUUCGCCGGAGCUGGCCUCGAGCAGGAGGACCCGUCCCUUCUCGCCGCCAACCCACUUACCCAAGGCGGCGCCGCCCCCGCCCAGGUUCCUCUCGCUCCGAACCCGGCAGCCUUCCAGCCCGUGGCCAUGGCAGCCGGUGGAGCCGCCGGCAUGGAUGGCCUCGACAUGUACGCGCAGCAGCCGGACGCGCUCGGUGCGCAGUCGUUCGCCGCUCCUCCGGCCGGAGCUAUGCAGGCGGUCUACCGACGCGACGACGCCGCGUUGGAGAAGCGGAUCCUGCCCGCGGCGGCCAUGGCUGCCAUCUCGUUGGCUCCGAUGGUGGCGCCCGUCUUCAGCACGGCUGGCGAUCUUGUCGGCAAGCUCGCCAAGAAGAUCAAGGGCAAGAAGGAUCCCGAGCCGGCGGCUCAGCCAGUUGCUGAUCCCGCCGUUGCACCGGCGCCGCAGCCGGCGCCGCAGCCGGCGCCGCAGCCUGUUCCUCCGCCUGCUCCCCAGCCGGUUCAGCCUGCUCCUCAGCCUGCUCCUCAACCUGCCCAGCCGAUUCCUCAGCCAGUUCCUCAGCCGGGUGUGCUGCCUGCCAAUGACCCAUUGAUGCAAGGUCCUGACGACUUUUAUGACGACGAGUUUGAGGAUGGUUUCGAUGACGGUCUUGGCCCUGUUCCUGGUGCUGGUGCUGGCGUCGGUGCUGGCGUCGGUGCUGGUGCCGGUGUCGCUGGUCCCGCGACUGGUCUUGGUGCUGGUCCUGGCCAAGCAGGGGGUCUCGCUGCUGGUGGUCUUGGUGCCGGUGCUGACCCUUAUGGCGCUGAUCCCUAUGGUGCUGACCCUUAUGGUGCCGAUCCUUAUGCGGCCGACGCUUCUUUUGACAAUGGUUUUGAAGAUGACCUCUACGGCGCCGCUCCGGCCCAGGGAAUUUACCGCCGCGAUAUCAAUGUUGCUAACGCCCAGGAUGGCACCGAAUACUCUGACAGCACCGAUGACGAUGACAAUGACGUCUUCUUCGACGCCGAAGAAUCACUCAACGGAAAAAACACCCAGGUCUACGAGGGCGCCGACACCACCGAAGCCAAUUCUUUGUACGGGCGUGAUGAUCUUUACGACGAUGCCGACGCCGACGCCGACGAGGACGAGGACGAGGACGAGGACGACGAUGAGUACUCAAGCAUUUACAAUGGUGAAGAGCAUCCUGAUAACACUGACCCAUCUAGGCGCCAAUCUACCCAGCAACCUCUGAUCUUUGAGGAUAUAACUGAUGAAGACGCUGUGGCCGAGAUCAUGAGGAGGUUUGUCCCGGCACGUCGCGUCAAGCGCAGCUGGAGGGCUUGAUCCGACCGGGUUUUGCCGUCAAUUUUUCUUUUAUUUUUACUAUUUCUUGUUUGUACAUCUAUAAGUAUAGAGACUGGCUGUUUGCAAGGAGUUCCGGAUCGAUAAAAUGCGGGUAGCGAUACCGUUUUGGGUUAUUUCUUGGGUAUUCACUUUGUUUUUGCUUUUACUGUCAUACAUUCUCUGUCUAUACAUUUUCUUUCCUAUUUGUUUGAGCCUAUUGAUUUUCCG
Molecule: messenger RNA, 2643 nt
Organism: Pyricularia oryzae 70-15
Lineage: Eukaryota; Fungi; Ascomycota; Sordariomycetes; Magnaporthales; Pyriculariaceae
Exons: 1
Coding region: 1-2415 (804 amino acids)
Source: RefSeq, a predicted model, not a curated record